Messenger RNA from Xiphophorus maculatus (southern platyfish), 2270 nucleotides. It is a transcript of the gene rab15, whose product is annotated as RAB15, member RAS oncogene family. The transcript has 7 exons. Gene Ontology annotation, molecular function: GTP binding; GTPase activity. Gene Ontology annotation, biological process: Rab protein signal transduction. The record is from RefSeq and is a predicted model, not a curated record. The coding region runs from base 232 to 873 and encodes 213 amino acids. Lineage: Eukaryota; Metazoa; Chordata; Actinopteri; Cyprinodontiformes; Poeciliidae.
UCCACCGCACCCACUGGAAGCUGGAGGCUGCUUGGGAAGCUGGAGCGUCCCAGUUUUAUUGUCACCAGUGAACAAAAACACGCACAGCCUUAAGUGGUCCUGCUGAACAGACAUGGCAUCCAGGCGGGGAGAGAGUGGCCAUUCAUCGCUCAGUUAGCUGACUCUGAUCUCAAUUUUUAUUUUAUUCUUAUUUUAUUUUUCCCCCCACUCAAUAGCCCAUGAAACAACACCAUGGCUAAGCAGUACGAUGUGCUCUUCCGACUCCUGCUCCUCGGGGACUCUGGGGUUGGAAAAACAUGUUUGCUAUGCAGAUUCACGGACAACGAAUUUCACCCUUCCCACAUCUCCACCAUCGGAGUCGACUUCAAAAUGAAGACGCUGCUAAUAGAUGGUAUCAAAGUUCGAAUACAGAUAUGGGAUACGGCGGGCCAGGAAAGGUACCAAACCAUUACCAAGCAGUACUACAGACGAGCACAGGGAAUCUUUUUGGUGUAUGAUAUCACGAGUGAGCGAUCUUUCCAGCACAUCAUGAAGUGGGCCAGUGAUGUGGACGAGUACGCUCCAGAUAAAGUCCGGAAGAUUCUGGUCGGGAACAAGUCAGACGACGUGGAGAAGAGGCAGGUGGCCACAGAGCAAGGUGUCAAGCUGGCCAUGGCUUAUGGAAUGGACUUCUUUGAGACAAGUGCCUUCACCAAUCACAACAUAACAGAGACUUUUACACGACUGGCUGAGCAGGUGCUGGCGGCCAACAAAAAGGACCUGGAUCUACUCCGGAUAUCCCUCAACGACGAACUGAAUCUCACUGCUCUGGAGGAAGAGGAGGGACUGUGUGACAGUGCGAGUGGCGACCAGCAGAAAGCCUGCUGGUGCUAAAUAACGGUGCACAUCUGUCUCCAAGCAUCGAUGGAAAAAUCUGCUCGAUUUUCGGCUUUAAUCUGAUAUAAAUGAGACCAACUUUAAAUCAGAUUUGGAGGUUCACCAAAUGGAUAAACUUUUCAAGGAUACAUAGAGAGACAAUUUGCCUUAAUGCACUUGGUGUACGUAUGACAAAGAGUUUUCUGCAAAGUUCAGAGUUACUUUAAUGAAAUGCAAUUCCUAUCCAACAAUUUGGCACAAAUGUUUCCGGAACGGGUGAAAAUGUAGAUUUGACAUUUUUGUUUUAUGCCAUUUUCAUCCCUAGAUUGUUGGAUGUGACUGAUCUGAAUUAUUUCACCAUGUUAAUUUUCAUUAUGAACUAUAAUUAAUUGUCUGAUAUUGAUCAUUGGGUUGGCUACUGCCCAAAAUGGUGCAAGUGCUCUGAUAAUGACUGCUUAGACUGUUGUGUGAAAUAUUACCACAAGAGGGUGCUAGGUGACUAUUAUAAUAUGAUCAAAGGUUCAGUUUUAAUUCCCUCCAUUGCAUUUUUGUUUUAUCACACUGAUAAAAGCUACCUUUAAUGGACAUAAAAUAUUAAUUUCUUAAUUUCCUUGCUUUGAUUUCUUGUAAAACAACCUGCUGACAAGUUGAGGUGUUUGAUGAGAGUAGCUUGGUGAACAGAAUUUAAAAGUUUCUGUUUCCCUGUAGCAAAACAGAAUGUAUUUUUCUAUGUUCUCUGUUUUAUUAGCAUGAAAGAAGCUGCACUCAAAACAGGUUGACAGCUCCUUGCAUUGUACAUAGCAGGUGUUUUAAAACUGAUAUUCAUGAAUUUUACCACAGUAAUGUUAGAAAUUGUUACAAAGAGCCCUAAAAAACAGACGGUCUAAAACUUUUACUUUACUUUGUUGAGAAAAUGUUUUGCUUUUUGUGUCUUUGUACAGAGUUUUGGAUGCAAUUUUCUUUCUUUUUUUGCCAUUUCUGAAGGAACAAUUGAAACUUUAGCAUGUAGGUCACAUUUCUUUCUUUUUUACUGCAACUUCAGUGAAGUUAAUCAUCUACUCAGCAUAACACAAGCAGAGCAUUUGACCAGAGUUGCCUCUUUGAAGGUCACACAGAGUAUUUAUCAUGUAAAAGAGAGCUUGACCUACUACAUUUUUGCAACUUCGUAUUACUAAAUGCUACUAAAACAAGUGUUAAUGUGUGCCAUGUGUGAUAUGAUAGUAUGUGGUAUUGAGUGAUGUAGACUGUAGAUACACAAGGUAUUAUUGUGUUGCUUUUCAGGACCAUUUCUUUUCCCUCUUGUAAACUACUUACGUGGUAAUUGUGGAACUAUAUUAAUGCAAACAUGUAAAAUGCAACUUGUUAUUCUUAGAGAAAAUAUGCUGAAUGUGUCUAAGUAAAUAUUUGAAGAUUUG